GAACGACAACUCUCCUCCGUAAUCGAGAAUGGCCGCUCCGAAAAACGUGAAAAGGAAGCGAGAAGCUGAAGAAGAAGAUGAAUUCACGAAGAGAUUCUUGAAGGCCGACGAAGUGGCUCGUAUGGCAAAAAUUAAGAAGAAGAUGUUAAAAUUUGAGGACAUUGAUGAUGAAGCGUCUCGGGAAUCGGAACUGACCAAAUCUGGAAGGGUAAGCACUACAGCACCAGAUCUACUUGCACUUCCUGGUGGUACAUAUGUGAGGAAGAAAUCGACGAAACUUCGAGAAAUGGAGGAGUUUGAAGAAAUUGAGAAGAAGCAGACCACCACCAAAAAAAUGCCAACGGAACCCCUAAAGAAAGGAAAGAGUCAGCUUGGAGGUACCCCUUCAACAUCCCCUGUCAGUCCCAAAAAGUUGAAACCCUCCAAAUCGAAAGAACUUGGCCAAACUGCUUCUGUGAUCUCCCCGAAAAGCUCUGAUGAAACCUCUCCAAAGGGCAGCGUCAUCAAAUUCCUGCUGAGUUCACCAAUGCAGCCGGCCUCUACAUCGCUGCUAGGCAGCAGUGUCGGUCACUCCUCGACAAAGGGCAAAGAUAAAUCAGACACAAGCUUGCUGAGCGAGCAGAUUUCCUUGGUGAAAAAGACCCCUAAAUCAACCAAGUCAAAAGCAGCGGACAACAUUGCUCUUUUGAAGUCCCUCACCAGUACUUCAUCUGGCAAGUCAGGGAGAAAGAAGGGCGAACAGGACCUGAAGUUCCGACUGAUGGUUGGAUCGGGUUCCUUGCUGUCGUCAGCAUCCAGUGCUGUGAGUGCUUCAAACACAAGCUCCACCGCGAGUUCAAAACUGUCUGGGGAGACAGCCACAACAGUUCAUUCAGACAGCGGAGGUUCGAAGGAUGGCAGUUUGAAGAUGAAGUUCAUUCUGUCCCCUAAGGACAAAAGUUCUGUUAAGUCUUUGAGCAGUGGUGGCACUGCUAGUAGUGGAAGUGACAAGAAGAAAUCUUCAGAUAACCAUGUGCCAACAAUUCCGAAGACCAUCGUCGAGGCGAAGUCACUAUCAAGCAGCAGCAAGACUUCCAUCGCCACAAUCCCUUCCAUAAUUCCUGUACCCGUGCCAAAGGUUAUCCCUAUUCCAAAACCAGUGCCCAUUUCAAACACGACGGGAUCAAGGAAAGUGGCAGUCACCAAGUCGAUAGUCAUCCCAAAACUGAACCCCAGCCCCCGCGUGAUCUCAACGCCCGCCCCGAAGACCAUUCCCGGUACAAAAGUGAUCCCCGACACAAAGGAGCUGCCGAAAGUGAAGCCCAUUGAUAAAUCUGUUGCCGAGGUAAAGACCAUACCGAUCCCUAUCCCCACCACCUCGACGACCACUCCUUCGAGUACCAGCACCCUUGUCAAGCCUGUUGAUUCCAGCAUCAAAGUCGUCCCCGUCCCAAAGGCUUCGUUGCCCCCUACGAAAAUCAUUACUGUUAAGAAGACCGUGAGCACGAAAGGGAGCUCGGCUCAGAGCAAGUCUACAGGAGGGACCCCUGUGAGUGGUAAACAGAAAGGUUCCUCAACAAAGAGUUCAGCAACCCCAAAGUCAUCCACUGGUUUAUCGACAAAAGCCCCAUCGUCUUCCUCCUCCUCAUCAUCAUCAGCGGCAGCAGCACAGCCACAAGCCCCACAGCAACAACAACCAGCAUUAUCGUCAUCCUCAUCACCAUCAUCAUCGUCAUCAUCAAAGCCACAAUCCCUUCUUCCCCCGAUAAAGAAAGCCAUGUCAUCUUUAUCGUCGGCAACGUCCCUAUUCCUGUCAUCGUCAUCGUCGCUAGACGUGCCCGAAAAGAAGACGAAGAAAGUGAAGAAGAAGAAGAACAGCGCUGCCGUCGCGUCGGCAAAGGCCGGCGCUGCCACGGCAACGCCGGCGGUCAAAGGCGGCCAGACCGGCUCCGUGAAGGCGGCAAGCGGCGGGGGCUCGCAAAAGUCUCCAGGUCACGCCUCCGGGACGGUGAAGGUCAAGGCGAAAGCAGAGACCACCACUGACCUCAGUAAAUACGACUUCACCGACGAACCAAGCCUGGUGAUUGCAGAACAGCAGGGCUCCGGUUCAAAGCACGCAGCGACCCCAAAAUCGAAGAAGUCCAGCUCGGGGACCAGUGCCAGCUCCGGUGGAAGCAGCGGCAAAAGUUCCAGCAAGAAAGCCAAGGUGGACGUUGACCAGACAAAAACGAAACAGAAAGAUGAAGUUCCAGCUCUAAUGCCAACACUCGGUGCUGCUUUAGCCGGAGAUCAAAAUACAUUAGCAAGUCCCCCCUCGAAAACGAAACAGUCUUCUGAUAAAAAAUCCAAGAAAUCUAAGAAGUCGUCAGAAAAAGAAGAUCCCACUGCUACGAAGCCUGCCAAGAAGCGCCGGGCCCUAACUGCCUACAUGCUCUGGUGUAACAGCUACAGAAACAAGGUCCUCUCUGAAAACCCUAAACUCGAUUUUGCUCAAAUUAGUCGAAGACUUGGAGAAAUAUGGCAAAGCCUGUCUGAAAAAGAGAAACUGACCUGGAAGCAGAAAGCAAAGAAAGCGGCCAGCAAAGGGUCGACUCUGAUAAGAACUGGUAAAACUAAUGGCAAGACCGCACCUGUCCCUGCUGUAGCCAGCCCUCCAACGACACCAGUUGCUACUCUGAAGAGUUCACCUGUUCCUGGAGUGGUGAAGACUAUCAAAACACCGACAGAUGAUACUGCCACCAGUCCUUAUAAGGGUUUUGGUGUGGAACCCGUGGAUGCUGCCGCCCACCUGAAGCUGCUCGGAGAGUCCCUCAGCAUCAUCGGAAUGAGAUUACAGGAACACAAGGGUCUUAUCGCUGUGCAAGGAAGCCUGUCUGUGCUGCUCGACUCCAUGCUGUGUGCAUUUAGCCCGCUCGUCUGCCUCACGUCCUCCCUUCCGGAGAUCAACGGAUGUCCUCGUGCCACUCUCUCUAAGAUGCUGGACAACAUAGCCUAUAUCAUGCCUGGACUAUGAGUGGCUGAAGGUCAAAGGUCGGAAGCAGAAUGAGGCCAAGAAGAAAGAUACUGGGCAAAGUGGAAUUAAGUAUCUGUGUGUCUGUGUGUAUAUCUAUAUCUAUAUCUGUCUGUCUGUUAGUCUAUGUAUGUAUGGAAGAAUAGGCAUGAAUGCUCAUUAGCGUUUUGGUUAAUGAAUGUGCUUUAUUUGGGGAUUAGCAAUGCCUCCGUUUUCGAGGCCAUUCAGAGCAAUUUUCAUUGCAUUGCUUGGAAAUUGUGGAAAUUCUCUUCACACGGAAGCAUUGGUGGUGUUGUUAAUCCACAAAUAAAGUAUAGACAUAUGCAUAAGUAUGUGUGUGUGUAUGUAUAUAUAUGUAUUGUGUGUGUAUAUAUAUAUAUAU
This is a messenger RNA of Octopus sinensis (East Asian common octopus), 3371 nucleotides long. RefSeq names its product mucin-5AC-like. The transcript is spliced from 9 exons. Lineage: Eukaryota; Metazoa; Mollusca; Cephalopoda; Octopoda; Octopodidae. The record is from RefSeq and is a predicted model, not a curated record. The coding region runs from base 29 to 2992 and encodes 987 amino acids.